Salpingoeca rosetta is the source of this 1596-nucleotide messenger RNA. RefSeq lists its product as uncharacterized. Gene Ontology annotation, biological process: GPI anchor biosynthetic process. The transcript is spliced from 3 exons. Gene Ontology annotation, cellular component: endoplasmic reticulum; membrane. The coding region runs from base 147 to 1370 and encodes 407 amino acids. The record is from RefSeq and is a predicted model, not a curated record. NCBI's taxonomy places the organism in Eukaryota, Choanoflagellata, Craspedida, Salpingoecidae.
AACCCGUUGAACAUACACGCAAGCACACACAAGCAAGCCGGCUUGAGACUGCCCGCUCGUUUGCGGGUGUCAUCACAUCACAUCACGGCGCUGAUGGUGCCUGUGUCGUCUCUUCGUCGGUCGUGUCGCAUUCACAUCCCCACCACAUGCCUGCAAGUGCAAAGGAAACUGCGUGGCCGCAGGAGCUGGUCCUGCCGGUUGUGCUGCAACACAAGUACGGUCGGCAUCGCUCAUGGAGGCAACGCAUCGCUGCAGCCGUCUUGGAUGCGAUCGCGCUGCACGCGCUGCUGUUGGCCCUGAUGCUGUUGCUGACGCCGCUGAUGCCACUCCAGCGCGGAGGUAGUGAACAGGCAUCAAGCCCCAGCGAUCGCGCGCGCCUGUGGCUGCCCAUGCUUCGGGCUGUUCCUGUGGCCGAGUUCCAUCGCGCUGUGGAUGAGGUUGUCGUGCAUGGGCGCCGGCUCAUGCACUGGGUGUCGGCACAUCCAGUCGGGCUCAAGCUGUGCGUGCCACUUGCCCAGUUCUUCGCAUCAACCUUUGUGUACACGGUACAGCUGUGGACGCAUUUCCUCCACCUCCUCUUGGAUGCGCUUGCGUGGCUGACCACGUUCCCGACAGCGACGUACACGGCGCUGCAUUUGCUCGGCGCCUCUGGGUGCUGUGCAGUAGCUGCCGAUGCCGUCGCGUUUGUCGUGCCCUGGCACGUCGUCUCCUUUUACGGCACGUUCCGCUUCCUCUACUGCUCCCAACUCGCCGUCAUCAAGAGUGUGGCCCUCAUCUUCAUGGGCUGGAAGUACAACCCGCUCCGACAGCGUGUGGAUUCCUGCAGCUUCACGUUUCCAGAACUCAUAUUGGGCACCCUUGUUCUAUCUAUUGCCAUCUUCUGCCUUCCAACCACAGCUGUGUUCUACCUCUGCUUCUGCCUGAUGUUGCUGUGCAUCGCCGUCAUUGAUGGCCUGCUGUCCCACGCUGCUGUUCUGUGCACAGCCGUGCUCCUCUCGCCACCGACUCCCCGCCGCUGGCAGCGCCGCGACUGCUCAGAUGCACCAAUGGCAGGCGUUGGCGCGAACCCGUCACACGGCCACCAUCAACGCCACCAUCAACAAGACCUGCACCGAGACCUGCAACAAGGUCAGCACCAUGACCAGCACCAAUCAGGGGACACACGCCUCUUUUGUAUGCCACAAGCGCACAGCAGCGGUGCAGCGAACAUUGUCAUCACAGACACGCUGGUGCCUCGUCCGCCACAGGUGGUGGUGGGCGCGGUGCGGGCGGUGGUGGCGCUGCUCGCGCAUAUUCUCGCUGGCCGCAUCAUCAAUAUUGCUGCGUUCGCGCCGCGCUGGGGCGCAGACACAACAGAUGACGACAGAUAGCAGAUGGCAGGUGGCACGGUAGCACGGUGGCAGGGUGGCUGGUGGCUCCCUGUGUGUGCAUUAAGUGGUUGCCUCACGAGUCACCGUCUGUUCACACCCAUCUUCUCCUCCCCUCGCAAAUGCAUACACAACAUGUAUGUUGGGCCUGUGUGCGGUGUGCAAAGCGGUGUGUAAUCAAUCGCCUCUACUGUAACCGAUCAAGCAAAGUACAAAACCUAACACAAGC